AAAAAAAAAGGCUGUGCUAUGCCCAUGGACAAGUUAACAAUAAUAAUUUCAAUAAAGUUUAAACAUAAAAAAAUAAAUAUAUUAACUUAAAAAAUUAAGUAUUAAUGCAAUUAAGUAAUUUUAAUAAUUAAUUAAACAAUGUUGAAUCGACUGACAUUUACCGGAAGAACAAUUUUAAGUUGUCUUCUUUUGUUGCUUUGUUUAUUGUCAUUUUUAUCAAUACUUUAUCGUCCAGACUGGACUUUAACAAGUCCCAAAAAUUUAAGUUUAUAUAUUAAACCAAAUGAAAAUACAACAAUAAUCAGUCCAAAUGAAAAUCAUCAUUGUAAAUCAUCUCCAUAUUUAUACAUAAUAAUAUGCUCCAGUGUAAAUAAUCAAGAUCAAAGAAAUGCCAUCAGAAAUACAUGGGGCAGUAGUCAACAUCUUGAAGCUUUAAAUUAUUCUGUAAAAAUUAAUUUUAUUCUAGGUCAUAGUGAAAUAAAUCAUGACAAUGAUUUAGUGUCAAUUGAAGCUGAUAAAUAUGGUGAUAUAAUACAAGAAAAUUUCCAUGACUCUUAUAAUAAUUUAACAAUAAAAGUUGGUAUGAUACUAAAGUGGGUCAAUAAAAACUGCAAAGGAAUAAAAUAUUUAAUGAAAACAGAUGAUGAUAUGUUUGUUAAUAUUGAUAAUUUAUUAACAGCAUUGUCAUCAAAGCCACAUGAUACAAAUAUACUUAUUGGACAUUUAGUUGAAAAUCAAAUUCCAAUAAGAGACUCUAGUAACAUAUGGUACACACCAAGAUCAAUGUAUCAUCAUGACAAAUUUCCAGAUUUUGUAUCUGGUACUGGUUAUGUUAUGAGUAUUGAUGUUGCAAUUAAAAUUUAUAAUGCAUCACUUAAAAUACCAUUUAUUUUUCUUGAGGAUGUUUAUUUUACUGGAAUAUGUGCUGAUAAUGUUGGUGUUAAACCAGCACAUCAAUUAGGAUUUAGUUUUGAACCACGUAGAGGAGAUAUAAAUAUAUCUAAUAAUUCAAUAACAUCACAUCAAGUUACUGUCAAUAUGAUGCAUGCAAUAUGGAACAUGUCACAUCAUGGUUAUACUAAUUAUAAAAAAACAGACUGAUCAUUUUUAAACACAUAAAUUUCCAUGUAACAAAGAAAAAUUAAUAGUUAAUAAAUUAUUUAUAUACUGUAUA
Aphidius gifuensis is the source of this 1174-nucleotide messenger RNA. Its product is annotated as beta-1,3-galactosyltransferase 1-like. Gene Ontology annotation, molecular function: hexosyltransferase activity. The record is from RefSeq and is a predicted model, not a curated record. The coding region runs from base 139 to 1101 and encodes 320 amino acids. Lineage: Eukaryota; Metazoa; Arthropoda; Insecta; Hymenoptera; Braconidae. The transcript has 3 exons. Gene Ontology annotation, cellular component: membrane.